Messenger RNA from Spinacia oleracea (spinach), 3308 nucleotides. RefSeq names its product metal-independent phosphoserine phosphatase. Bases 74 to 766 code for a protein of 230 amino acids. Lineage: Eukaryota; Viridiplantae; Streptophyta; Magnoliopsida; Caryophyllales; Amaranthaceae. The record is from RefSeq and is a predicted model, not a curated record. The transcript is spliced from 6 exons.
CUCGAUCAUAUUGCAGAGUUGAGAGUAGAUACUACAGAGCAAAGCAGAAAGACAGCAAACGAAGCGAGGGGGCAUGGGAACAUCGUCAACAUUGUUGAAGAACAAAUACUGGAUUCUCAGACAUGGAAAGAGUAUCCCUAAUCAGAAAGGCCUCAUCGUUUCCUCUUUGGAAAACGGGACACUUGCAGAAUAUCAGUUAGCCGAUGACGGUGUUGCACAAGCCCAAUUGGCUGGGGAGCUAUUGCUAAAGGAUUUGAAGGAUGCUAAUAUUCCAUUGAAAAAUGUCCGCAUUUGCUACUCCCCGUUUGCUAGAACAGCUCAUACUGCUAAAGUGGUUGCAUCUGUCCUGAAUCUUCCAUUUGAAGGUAGUCAACGCAAGGUGAUUGAAGAUCUUCGGGAACGUUAUUUUGGUCCUUCAUAUGAGCUUUCAUCACAUGAUAAGUAUCCAGAGAUAUGGGAACUCGACGAGAAAGAUCCAUUUAAGCGGCCAGAAGGUGGCGAAAGUGCUGCUGAUGUUGUUUCACGACUAGUGAAGGCCAUGGAAGAAAUGGAGACUAUGUUUGAAGGAUGUGCAAUAUUGAUAGUCAGCCAUGGCGAUCCCCUCCAAAUGUUGCAGACAAUAAUCAAUGCUGCUAAGGAAAAAGAACAAGAUUUAUCCAGUUCCAUUAACUUUUUGUCAUGUUUAGAAGCUGUUAAAGUUCCAUGUGUCAUAUCAAAGCAUCGAAAAUUUGCGCUGGAAACUGGUGAGCUGCGAGCAGUGAUUUGAAACCAUAUCUCCUCAAUAACGCCGGGGUAUGUUGAAAUUCUUUGGACCAUAUUCUUGCACCAGAAUUUCUUGCAAUAUUUAGCUGGCUGUCAAUUCUCAAUUGAAUUACCUAUUGGAAUAAGGAAACAGCAUGAUUCAGUAUCUUAUAAUAAACUGUAUGUGGUGACUUGAUUUCUGCUCCUUGGUAGCUGUUUUUCCAGCUUUUAUAAAGGAGUCAGUUUUCUGUAUGAUUUCUUUACCAUAAAAAUUGGAGCUAAACUAAUUACGAAAAUUGAACAUAAAUAUAAUUCUUUACACAAUUUGCUCCUCUUUAUUACUUCGAGAGUCAGAUACCAACUCUGAUUAUUUGUAUACACAAAGAAAGCACGGGUGAGUAUCUCGUUGCAACAUAAGUAUAAGCCAAAACAGUACCAAUACUAAAAUACUUCUUGAAAAGUUUGAGUAUGAAUAUAAUUGUGAUAUCGACAUAAGUAACCAGCGAAAACUGGUGUCUUUGAAGCACAGUUCAAACAUGUGGUCUUUCUGGAAAUUUGAUGAUUUUGGGUAGUAAAUUCCACAUUCCACAAGGUAACAUGAUUGAAAAUUUGAACAAAAAAUAAAUUCAAAUUCCUUAAAACGAGUGAUGAAUUGCAAGUUCCCCAUUUAGGAUGACAACCUGUAAAAAGAAUUUCAUGAAGGGGUAAGGUGGGUAAGGUAAGCGUAAACAAAUUCCGUAAAGAAAAUAGAAGGGACUGAUUAAAUCUUGGUUGUUGAUUAAGAAAUGUUAUAAGAAAAAACUUAGCAUAUUCAGUAAAUAAGUUUUAAGCGAGAGUGAAAAAAACUUUAGAAAAAGGAGGAAAAAAACCAAAAAAGACAUCUACUAAAAUUAGGUCAAUGCAGUUGGUCUGAUGUACCUUAAAGUCUACUUCCUGAAAGCUAUUUUAGUCUCUUUCGAGAUCUUGGCUUCUCCUGUUCUGUUUCUUUUAGUACCUGAAGUUAUUUUUUUAUUUUAAUAAUCUUGGAUUAGUUAGAAUGAUGAGCAACUGUAUCAUGUUGUUUUUUUCUAAAUGUUGGUGAUAAUAUAGCUGAGGAGUUGAACUGUGCUCAACUUUUUCCACCUAAAUCCAUCCAGCUAGGCCUUUCCUUUAACGUAUAAAUACCUGCGAAUGCACACAGUAUAUCAUAUCCUAAGCAAACAGAAAAACUCCCUCUUAAAAGUAGUUGUAUCCAUCCUAAUUCUGUACUUGUUUGGGCUCACUUCCCGAAACUAUGGGUUCUCGCUUGUUUCUUCUUGGAAUGCUGCUUGUUGCUUGUGUGCUGAGUACCGGGACAAUGCCGGUUGCAGCUCGCCGCCUUCUAGAGGCUUCCUUGCCAGAGUAUCCUAAGGCAGAGCUGCCGAAGCCGGAAGUGCCUGGACUUCCAAAGCCUACUUUGCCUGAGAUUCCUAAACCCACAUUUCCCGAACUCCCUAAGCCUGAGUUUCCUAAGCCCACGUUGCCUGAACUUCCAAAACCCACCUUACCAGAGCUCCCUAAACCCACUGUGCAUGAAGUACCCAAACCAACACUACCAGAAAUACCGAAGCCCAAAUUAGAUGAGGUGCCCAAGCCUAUUGAGCAUGAAUUGCCAAAGCCUACAUUGCCAGAGUUGCCUAAACCUACUGUACCUGAAAUGCCUAAGCCUGUGUUGCCUGAGGUGCCAAAACCAACCUUACCAGAGCUCCCUAAACCCUCUAUGCAUGAAGUACCCAAGCCUACAUUGCCACAGAUGCCGAAGCCCAGUUUGGAUGAGCUGCCCAAGCCAAUACAACCAGAACUACCAAAGCCACAAUCGGAUGAGGUGCCCAAGCCUACCGAGCAUGAAUUUCCCAAGCCUACCGAGCACGAAUUGCCCAAGCCUACUGAGCACGAAUUGCCUAAACCUACCGAGCACGAAUUGCCUAAACCUACCGAGCACGAAUUGCCCAAGCUUACCGAGCACGAAUUGCCUAAACCUACCGAGCACGAAUUUCCCAAGCCUACCGAGCACGAAUUGCCCAAGCCUACUGAGCACGAAUUGCCUAAACCUACUGUACCUGAAAUGCCAAAGCCCAUAUUGCCUGAGGUGCCAAAACCAACCAUACCAGAGCUCCCUAAACCAAUUGUGGAUGAAGUACCCAAACCUACAUUGCCACAAAUCCCAAUGCCCCAUUUGGAUGAACUUCCCAAGCCUACAUUGCCCGAGCUGCCAAAUCCUACAAUGCCCGAGUUACCCAAACCCACAGUGCAUGAGCUUCCCAAGCCUUCUCUACCUGAAAUGCCCAAACCCACUGUACCUGAGUUACCCAAGCCAACAAUUCCUCAACACCCUAAGUCUGCUAUCCCGGACAAGCCUUGAAUGAUACAAUAGGUUGCAUUUCUUGGGACUCCUUGAAUUUAUUAUAUAAUGAUAUACAAAUAUUUUGUACUUGGAUACUACUAUCUUUUUUAUACUGUUGUGUACGUUGAUUUUCAAUUUUCAUAUUUUUGAACCUUGUACGUGAUACCAUUUCACUUCUUUGAUAUAUUAUUAUAAUUAUGUCUUA